Messenger RNA from Colletotrichum orchidophilum, 789 nucleotides. RefSeq lists its product as uncharacterized. The transcript is spliced from 3 exons. NCBI's taxonomy places the organism in Eukaryota, Fungi, Ascomycota, Sordariomycetes, Glomerellales, Glomerellaceae. The record is from RefSeq and is a predicted model, not a curated record. The coding region runs from base 1 to 789 and encodes 262 amino acids.
AUGUCUGACCUCGUAUCAACGACUGACGAAGUGAAACAACGCGACGCUCGCACUAGCAUUCGGCAGCUGGAAAGAGCAAUCAGUGUCAAUGAUGACACAACCGGCUUUUACUACGCAAAAGACGGUAUCAUCGAUCUGCGCACUGUAGCAAGUGACCUCACAGAACACCACAGACGAAUUCUCCAUAGACCGCCCAAGUUGUACUCCAAGGUGAUUGAUGCUUUGGAAGCUGCAACAGAUUGCUUUUGGUCAAAGAUUGACCCUGGAGACAAGACCAAAGCUUUAAAUCGGCUGCAUGCGACUUUGAAGGACCGUUUUCAUUGCCACAGAGUGCGACUUGUCGGGCUGGAGAAAUACGUCUCUAUAUCUGUGGAGCGCUUGAACAUCCAAAGGAGCAUGGUUUCAUUCAUUACGGCCGAAAUCGCACAGAAGGAUGCCAAGCUGAAUCUCAAGAUAGCGGGAGACCAGAGAAAAAUAGCACAUGCCAGUAAGAGUGAUAGCCAGGCAAUGAAGGCCCUCUCUCUUCUCGGUGCCGCCUUCCUGCCUGGCACGUUCAUCGCCUCCAUCUUCAGCAUGUCCUUUUUCGACUUCCAAGCUCAAGUCCAUGUUUCGUCCAAGAUUUGGAUUUACUUUGCGUUCAUGGUCCCGUUAACCACAGCUGUGCUUCUUGGAUGGAUUUUCUGGGAUCAUAAGCGAAGAAGAUUGCAACACCAGAGAAGGUCUGCUUCUAAUAGCAUCGGCUCUGACGCAGAGAAGGCGAUUUUGUAUGAGCUGGCUAAGCGAAAGUGA